This is a messenger RNA of Puntigrus tetrazona (Sumatra barb), 2089 nucleotides long. It is a transcript of the gene ptpn18, whose product is annotated as protein tyrosine phosphatase non-receptor type 18. Gene Ontology annotation, cellular component: cytoplasm; nucleus. Bases 144 to 1661 code for a protein of 505 amino acids. The transcript has 17 exons. Gene Ontology annotation, biological process: peptidyl-tyrosine dephosphorylation. The record is from RefSeq and is a predicted model, not a curated record. Gene Ontology annotation, molecular function: non-membrane spanning protein tyrosine phosphatase activity. Lineage: Eukaryota; Metazoa; Chordata; Actinopteri; Cypriniformes; Cyprinidae.
CAUAAGCGGGAGAAACUUCCCUGUGUCAGUUUCGCUGCCUGGAUAACUGUACCAAGACGGGUGUAUUACUAGUUAAGAUUGUACAAGGAGUAGAGCAACAAAAAAUGAAGGAGUAAGAUGCUGGAGAGAGUGAUUAUAGAGUGAUGGAAGCGCACCUGUUGAGGUUCGUGGAGCGGGUUCGUUGUCUGUCCGACAAUGACAGCAGUGCAGACCAGUUCAUCUCCACAGAGUUCAACCUGAUCCGACAGAAAAGCGCAACCCUGAAAGAAGAUUAUGGCCUGACCACUGCGGUAGGAGAAAUCAAAGAAAAUGCGAAGAAAAACCGAUAUAGGGAUAUUCUGCCCUAUGAUCAGACCAGAGUCUGUCUAGCUCCAACCACAUCUGAAUGUGAGUCUGAUUAUAUUAACGGCAGCUUCAUCAAGGGAGCAGUUAAGAACCGGAUGUAUAUCGCUACCCAGGGCCCUUUGAGCACGACUGUGGUUGAUUUCUGGCGUAUGAUUUGGCAACACAAUGUUAAGGUCAUAAUCAUGGCUUGCAGAGAGAUUGAGAUGGGAAAGAAAAAAUGUGAAGUCUACUGGGAACUGUCUACUGGUCCCUUUGCCGUCUCAACUUUUAAGGAGUCACGGCCGAAUGAGGAAGUCAUUGUUCGGACACUGUCGGUAAAAUAUUGUGAUGAAACCCGUAAAGUGCAUCACUUCCAGUAUACUGCCUGGCCGGACCACGGAAUUCCAGACAUGCCGGAUGGCAUUCUGGGUAUGAUGGAGUUGGCUCGCCAAAAACAGGGCAACCAGACGGACCCUGUAGUGAUCCACUGCAGUGCUGGCUGCGGUAGAACGGGGGUCAUCUGUGCUGUUGACUAUGUCAAUGAUCUACUGCUGACGGAGCGAAUACAGGAGGAUUUUAACAUAUUUGACCUGGUGUUAGAGCUAAGGAGACAGAGAACUUCGGUGGUGCAGACCAAGGAGCAGUAUGCGUUUGUCUUUCAUACGGUUGCUCAGAUGUUUCAGAAGGUCUUGGAGAUGAAAAACAAGAAUACGGAGACUUCAGCCUCUCUGUACGUCAAUGCGGUUCCACCGAAGACUUCGCUGAAAUCAGGAUCAUUAGGCAGCAUCAGCGCACCGCUCAAAACACGAAAUCCGCCUCUCAAGUCUAGGCUUUCUCAUCCUCUUCCUCAGAUCAGGAUGAAUGACACUUACGCGGUCAUCAACAAGUCCAAACUACAGCCUCCUGCUUCUGCCUCUCGUUCCAUCACUGUCCAUCACUAUGACAAUGCAGAUUUAGAGAGAAGCAAGAACAAUGCUGUCUACAGUACAGUCAAACCUAAAAACAGGCCCGUGUCAGUCCUGCCCUCUCCCACCUCGCCGGGUAACGACAUAUCAACGACAGCCAAUCAGAGAGGACUCCCACUGAAAAAGACGGAUCUAUUGUCAGGGGAGUUGAGGUCCAUGAAUCGAGAUUCAGAGCCACACAGCUCUCUUUCACGAUCCCAAAGUGCAACUGAGAGCCUAUCUUCUACAGAUGAUGAUUAUGAAUAUGUGUCUAGUGUCGUCAAGGACACCAGCAGUCCAUUUUCCCCGGGCGGCCUGGGUUUCAACUGCCGCAUAAAGAAACCCAAAGGCCCUCGAGAUCCACCGGCUGAAUGGAGUCGCGCAGAAAGAUGAAACCGCUGAAGGUUUUAGGUUUUAUAUAAAAAUAACUCGGUGUAGCCUGUUUCAGUACUUUACACUGGGUAAUAAGCACUAUUUAUUUUCUUUACUGGGAUUGCUGUUUUAAAUACUGAGGAAAUGCAUGUACAGUAGUGGAGUUUAUUGGUGUAUUUGUGGCAAAGCAGACCUUGCAAGUGCUAUAGGAACUUUUCAGCGCACGCUGAUGCAAGAAUGCAUGCGAUUUUUGUAAUCAUUUUAGUCGACUUACGUUAUUUUUUUAUAUGCCGAUCUCUCCUAAUGUUGUUUACAGUGUAAAUGUGAAUCAUGAUCUGUUCUAAUGUAUUCAUCUGACACCGGUAAGUUGCAGUUUAGUUUCAGUACGUGUUUAUUUUGUACUUAUUUUGGUUUUUAUAUCACAUUAAAACAUUUUACGUCAAACCGAA